GUGGAGAGGUUCAUGCUGCCUGAGUGAGGCCGUGACAGCUCUUAAACCCAACAAUAAUACUAGUCAGACACCUCCUGCUGCUGUUGUCCUGGUUAACCCUUACUCCUGUGGUCGCUAUUCCUGUUCAGUUUUUACUCUUGAGGCCGUUGUUCUCAGGUCAGUCCUUCCUCCUGUGGUCGUUCAGAAGGCAGUCUUUGUUCCUGUAUUCGUUGCUGCCAUAUUAGUCAUUGCUUUUUACUGUAUCUAAUAGGUUACUGUUUCUGAUGUUUAGGUCGCAAGGACACCAGAGGAAAUAUAUCACUUUGAUCUGUUUUUGGGGGUCUCCUAGGUAAUCUACAUGUUUUUAUGUAAGAAAAUUGUAAAUCAUCCAAUAUUGUGUAAACUGUACUAGAAUAAGUCCUAAUUCCUGUUGUCCUUCCCAAGUCCAUUCUAACUUCUGCUCUUCCAUGGGCCUUCCCUCUGCUGGCCCUCCAGGUCCGUCCUUCCUCCUGCUCACCUUCCCAGGUCCGUCCUUCCUCCUGCUCACCUUCCCAGGUCCGUCCUUCCUCCUGCUCACCUUCCCAGGUCCGUCCUUCCUUCUGCUGCUGUCUGCGCUGUAUAACCCUUGUGGUUUAGCGCUUCUUUUUUAUAAUAAUCCUGCUGCCGUUCCCAGGUCUAUCCUUAUCCCUGCUGCCCUUCCCAGGACCGUCCUUCCUCUUGCUAUCAUUUCCAGGUCAGUUGUACCUUCCAUGGUUGCUCUUCCCUGGUCAGUCCUUCCUUCAAAGACUUUUUAGAUUUGGCUCUUCUAAAGAUUAAUGUUCUUGCACCGGCCCCUCCAAAACUCAUUGUUCUCAGGCUUGUGGUUCUUCCUAUGGUCAGUUAUCAGGGUCAUUUGUUGACCUUUUGGUACGUGCUAAGAGAUGAGGACAUAUACUCUGGGACAGAAAGUCAAGAACUUUGCCAUUGCAUCGAGGGUGAUUGUAUUGGCACUACAGGCUGUAUCAAACCUUCUCAUCCCCGAUCAUCAGGCUGAUGCUUUCAUCUCUCCUGAAGAUCCUAGUGUACCGGUAUCAUGGCCAGACCAGCUUGUUAAAAUUCUCUUGGGUGGAUUAGUGCGCUGGGAUGCCCAGUACUUCCUACACAUUGCACAGUAUGGCUACACACAUGAGAACACACUUGCUUUUUUUCCACUCUUUCCUUUAACAGUGCGUUUUAUCACUGUAAUUUUGAAUGUGCCAUUGCAGUUUAUAUUUAAUUAUUAUAGUGUCCUUCUAAUAUCUGCAGUAUUGAUAAACUUUUAUCUGUUCAUAAAGACUGCAGUAGUUUUUCAUAAAUUGAGUGAAGAAGUGCUAAGGAAUCAAGUCUUGGCAUAUCGAGCAGCACUGCUCUUCUGUGUGAACCCGGCAAGUGUGUUUUUCACUGCACCAUACUCAGAGGGACUAUUUGCAUUCUUAACAUUCUCUGCCCUCUUGAUGAAUGAGACCAGGAGCACCUCUACUGCUGCCAUGGUGUUUGGAUUAGCUUCAUCAGCCAGGUCAAAUGGUUUGGUUAAUGUUGGAUUCAUACUCUACAGAAAACUUCAAGACUGCUCAAAUUAUUUCUAUAAAAUUCGGAAUGCAACUACAGAAUCUGGCCAGCUGUCCCUUCUACUGGUAUUGGUUCUGACAUUCAACUAUACUCUCAUACCUCUGUUCAUUGGUUGCUUCCUGGUCAUCCUUCCAUUUGCCCUCUUCCAAAUGUGGUGCUAUAAUAUGUACUGUGGUGAAGAAGGCAGUUCUCCUUCUCUUGCUCCUCAUCUCGAGAUGUUUGUACGCUCCAACUUCUUGCACUCCCCAGAUCUUGGUGAAGCUGAAUGGUGCUACAACUUUCCUCCGCUUGCAUAUUCUCACGUACAAGAUAAAUACUGGGAGGUGGGGUUCUUACGGUAUUAUGAGGUGCGGCAGGUGCCUAACUUUAUUCUCGCUUUGCCAGUUGUUAUGGUCAUUAUCUGCCAUGCUGCACUGUAUAUGGUUGACAACCCACAGGUUUGUUGGGCCCUAGGCAUUCCUCAAUCUGUGACAGAACAGAGGAGCAGUAAACAGUCUUAUUUUUGGCCAGAGGAAGGCAUCAAUUCUUGGCGAAUCUUCAUCUACACAGCUCACUCACUCUGUCUUUGUGCUUUCUGUGUUCUCUGCAUUCAUGUUCAGGUGACCACAAGACUGUUGUGCUCUAGUUGUCCAGUUGUGUACUGGUUUGCUGCCCAUCUUAUCUCCGACCAGCCCAAGAACUCGGCUGAGGAAAACUCCAGAGAAAACGAAGAUGACCUGGCUGAAUGCCUCUCCAACAUGACUAAGCGUUACCAAGUUUCUCUUCUCUCAGAGUUGCCCAGACCAUUUUGGGGACAAGUUAUUUUGUCAUAUUUUAUACUGUAUUUUUUGAUAGGUAUAAUUUUGUACUCCAAUUUUUUACCAUGGACCUGAAAUGGAUGAUAACCCCUCUCCCCCUUCCACCAGAAUAAUUUAUUGAGAAUAUAUUUCUUAUUUAUUUGUUGAUAUCCUUGUAUAUAUCUGAACAAACUGAAAUGAGCUCAAAAAAUACUUAAAAAUAAAUAGCAGAUGCUAUUACAUUGAACUAAAAAUAAUCUGAGUGCCUGACUAAAAAUCGAGCAAAUCAUUUUUCAGUCUAAAUAACAGUGACUGAAAUUGUUUGCAUAUUGUUUGUUUAUGAUAAAACAGUAAACUAGUCUUGAUAGUAGCAAAUUAGUAUUGACAGUAGUAAAUUGUUCAGAUAGCUGGAAAAUGUUAUCACUAAAUAGCUGAAUGGUUCUAGUGCUUUGUAAAGCAUGUAAUUUAACUAUGAUCUAAAAUUUUGAGAGUACUGUACUUAUUUCCUUAGGAUUUCUAUAAGCUUGUAAAGUUCUCUUGAUUUCUAUAAAAGUAAUUUGGAAUUGUAACUAUACAAGAAAUAAGUGUUAUCUUUAAGAUAACCCUAAUAAUUACAUUCCUGUUUUGCCAAAGACAAAUAUUUCUUAAAUUACAUUAAACUGUAAUUUUUCAGUCUGUCAUAAUAGAAUAAUUAAAAGAUUAAAUAUUUCUCAUGACAGUGAGUUGCUCUUAUGAAACUAAAGCUCAUUGCUCAUUUAUUUGUGUAUGAAGUCCAUAGCACUUAGCUUGUAGCAUACUGCCUAGAAACCAGACAUUUUUCAGUACUGUAUACUUUAGUUAUCCCAUAGAUGGAAGAGCCAUUUUAAUAAUCUGUGGAUUUUUCACCCCGUUAAUCAUUAUACUUGGGAAUACAGUAUAAUGUAAUGUGUUUAGAGUAUUACUGAGGCUCAGGGGCUGAACAAUUCAAAAUUAAAUCUACUUUUUCCACUGUCUCCAGUCUCCUCUAGUCACCUGAUGAAGUUGGACCUUUUGGCAUAAAAAUACCAGUGUUAUAUAUGCAUCUUAAUCAUAAGCUGGAUGGUAUUUUACAAAAUUUAAAAUAGUAUUUCCUCUUUUAUUGAGUUGUAUAAGAACAUUUACAGAGAUAAAAUGAAGUGUUUCAGGCAGACUGAACUUGAAAGAUAAAGUAAGCAAAUUGCUGAUCAAUUUAUGCAGUAUUAAUAUUAAUUUAUAAACUCAUAGAUGAUGUAACUGAUCAUAUCUUAUGGAUUACAUAUUAAUGUCAUACCAAGAAAAAUGCAGUUGCAGUAAUGUAGCUUGUUUUCACUUGAAUAAGAAGUUGAGUAAGGAAGUAGAACUCUGUAAGUAAAUAUGUAAAGUGAGGCAUAGAAUAUAAAAGUACAUUAAACCUUCAGUUUAAUGAACUUUGGAAAUACUGGACAAAAUCCACUGGCUCAGCAGAUUCAAAAACAAUGGAGAAAGUCCCUUAGCUACAGAAUUGCCCACUUUUGUUAGAAUUGCAGCAAAACAAUCUCAUCUCUAUUCACCACCAUUGCCAUUACUUGAUGCCCGCUGACUUCUUUCUCCUAUUAAUCUGUUUCAUUGAGGGUUUCCUAAUUCAUUAAGUCAAAUUAAAAUUCAAUCAAAUUUAAUGAUGCUUGAAACUAUUAAACUGAAUAUACAGUAUACAAGUAAAGUAAAAUAGAAGUCACUUAGAUGGAUUGCAAGAGUGAGUGAGUAUAUAAUAGUUAUCAGAAAAACAAAUUACAAUAAUCAUUCCAAAUUCACAGGUUCUAAAUUCAAUUUUUUCAGUCUUCCCAUUAAUUAUCAUAUAUUUUUAUUAUCACACUGGCUGAUUCCCACCAAGGCAGGGUGGCCCGAAAAAGAAAAACUUUCACCAUCAUUCACUCCAUCACUGUCUUGCCAGAAGGGUGCUUUACACUACAGUUUUUAAACUGCAACAUUAACACCCCUCCUUCAGAGUGCAGGCACUGUACUUCCCAUCUCCAGGACUCAAGUCCAGCCUGCCGGUUUCCCUGAACCCCUUCAUAAAUGUUACUUUGCUCACACUCCAACAGCACGUCAAGUAUUAAAAACCAUUUGUCUCCAUUCCCUCCUAUCAAACACGCUCACGCAUGCCUGCUGGAAGUCCAAGCCCCUCGCACACAAAACCUCCUUUACCCCCUCCCUCCAACCUUUUCUAGGCCGACCCCUACCCCGCCUUCCUUCCACUACAGACUAAUACACUCUUGAAGUCACUCUGUUUCGCUCCAUUCUCUCUACAUGUCCGAACCACCUCAACAACCCUUCCUCAGCCCUCUGGACAACAGUUUUGGUAAUCCCGCACCUCCUCCUAACUUCCAAACUACGAAUUCUCUGCAUUAUAUUCACACCACACAUUGCCCUCAGACAUGACAUCUCCACUGCCUCCAGCCUUCUCCUCGCUGCAACAUUCAUCACCCAUGCUUCACACCCAUAUAAGAGUGCUGGUAAAACUACACUCUCAUACAUUCCCCUCUUUGCCUCCAAGGACAAAGUUCUUUGUCUCCACAGACUCCUAAGUGCACCACUCACCCUUUUCCCCUCAUCAAUUCUAUGAUUCACCUCAUCUUUCAUAGACCCAUCUGCUGACACGUCCACUCCCAAAUAUCUGAAUACAUUCACCUCCUGAAUACAUUCAUAUUUCCUGUAUUUGCAUACCCUAUAUAUAAAAUAAAACAAAAUGUGACUUAAUUGGUGGACAUGACGCAGUAUAUAUUUUGUUACAAAUUAAUCAAGAAAUGUUGAACGUUUUCCUUUUUAGUAUUUCUGGUAAAAUAGUAAAGUUUAGGGUACUAUACAGCAUCAGCAAAGCAGUCCAUUGGACCACCAGCGAAUGUCUAAUAAUUCAGUCCACCGUCAUGCAUGGGCACCAAAGACCCUGUACACAUAUCACAUAUCUGUACAAGUACGUACUGUCCUUUCAAUAGUUUUAAACAUUAACAAGACAAUUUGAAUUGAUGCAUUACUUAUUGCAUUCAUGGGGAAGCACUCAACCCAUAGGGGUUAUAGUGCCUGGGGAAAUGAGAGGCUGUCAAGUUCGAUCCAAGAAAGGGAAGGUUAGAUCCAAUAUCUUAGACCAAGAGCCUCUUACUGACAUCAAGGAACCUCCCUUGAAGGGAGACAUAUUAGAAAAAUAUUCAGUUAUACAUUGGAAUGCUUCUUAAAUAUUCACUCUACUCACUCAUUUGUGAAACUGUCACAAGACUUUAAUGUAGAAAACUAGUGAAUCCAGUAAAAGAAAAGUGUAUUAAAAUGAGCUACUUAUUCAUCCUUAAUAAACAAAUGUGUAAGCCUACUAGCAUUUUAAUAUUUUUUAAUGAACAGGAGAUAGAGUAGGUUGAAUGAAAAUAAAAUAGAAUGUAUGUAAGGAACAGUGUACUCCAUCCAGGAAAUUUGCAAUUAAGAAAAUUGAGAAAAAAUGUACAUUGUUGUACUUCAAAUUUCAGUUUUGGCAGUAUGCUAUUCAGUAUAUUGCUGUAUAGCCCUUGUGGCUUAGCGGGGUAGGGGUCAUCCUCGAAAAGGUUGGAAGGAAGGGGUGAGGGAGGUUUUGUGGGCAAGGGGCUUGGACUUCCAGCAGGCGUGCAUGAGCGUGUUCGAUAGGAGUGAAUGGAGACGAAUGGUAUUUGGGACCUGACGAUCUGUUGGAGUGUGAGCAGGGUAAUAUUUAGUGAAGGGAUUCAGGGAAACCGGUUAUUUUUAUAUAGCCGGACUUGAGUCCUGGAAAUGGGAAGUACAAUGCCUGCACUCUAAAGGAGGGGUUUUGGGAUAUUGGCAGUUUGGAGGGAUAUGUUGUGUAUCUUUGUACGUAUGUGCUUCUGAGCUGUUGUGUUCUGAGCACCUCUGCAAAAACAGUGAUUGUGUGUGAGUGAGAUGAAAGUGUUGAAUGAUGGUGAAAGUGUUUUCUUUUUGGGGAUUUUCUUUCUUUUUGGGUCACCUUGCCUCGGUGGGAGACGGCCGACUUGUUGAAAAAAAAAAUAAUAUUCAGUAUAUUGCUGUAUGACCCUUGUGGGUUUAGUGCUUAAUUUUGAUGGUAAUAAUAAUAAUAAUAAUAUUCAAUCUAAAUUAUUUCAUAUUUAUAAGCCUGGGUUCCAUAUGUAAUUGCAUCACAUGAGUGUUAUCCCUCCGUCCAUUAUGAGUAAAAUAAAGUAUAUGCAUUAUUAGCCCUUGAAUUUUCAGCUAAUCUACUGAAAGUUGUUAAUGUCAUGUGAACAAGAUUAGUGUAAAUAUGAAAUUGUCAGCAACAGAUGUUUUCCAGUUAGCUAAAAAAGAAGUUAAAACAUUUAACAAUAAACUAAUGAAUAAAAUUUAAAAAUCUAGUCAUUUUAUUGUAGAUAUUGCUGCCUCGGUGGGAGACGGCUGACUUGUUGAAAAAAAAAAAAAUUGCUUAGCCAUUAAUCAGUGAACAGGUUAAAAAUCUAGUUAUUACAUUUCAUUGUUGAUACUGUUGUCUUGAAUAAAAAAAAUGGCAUGACAAUUUAUACACAAUACAAUUUUACCAUUACCUGUAAUGGCAUAUUUUAUUUACAUAAAUUGUACAUUCUUAAAAGUACUGUACUGUAUUUUGCUUGUUAGUACUCAGUAGUCUAUGCCAUUUUUCUUUACAUAAUGAAUCCUAAUGAAAUGGGUGCUAAAUAGCCCACAUGAGUUUAGCACUUCUCAAGAAUAUUUGAUCUUGUAUAAUAAAAUGAAGCAACACUU
Molecule: messenger RNA, 7082 nt
Organism: Cherax quadricarinatus
Lineage: Eukaryota; Metazoa; Arthropoda; Malacostraca; Decapoda; Parastacidae
Source: RefSeq, a predicted model, not a curated record